AAAUUCCUCAAAGAUGGUUUGUCUCACGUGUUGCGGGGUGUAAAAGCAGCUCGCAUUCAAUUAGCAGCGAAGUUCGCGGGCGGGCCUGGAGGGACCCGCGCUGGAGGCCUUUGCAACAGAUGUGGGAAUCGCCCUUGGGCUGUCGUGCGGGCUUGGAGACUUCCAUUCUGGAGAAGAGCUUGCAGCCCGAGGGCAGCGCACGGGGAGUCAGACCGCAGCCGGAUCCGCAAUGGUGCCCCUGCUGCUGAUGUGGCUGGCCUGGACGCUGCUGGGAGUGGCGGGAGCGUGCCCAGAGCCUUGCAGCUGUGUGGACAAGUAUGCGCACCAGUUCGCGGACUGUGCCUACAAGGAGCUAAAAGAGGUGCCGGAAGGAUUGCCGGCCAACGUGACCACGCUCAGUCUGUCGGCCAACAAGAUCACGGUGCUUCGGCGCGGUGCUUUUGCUGACGUUACGCAGGUCACGUCGCUGUGGUUGGCGCACAAUGAGGUGCGCGCGGUGGAGCCUGGCGCUCUGGCCGCGUUGAGUCAGCUCAAAAACCUCGACCUGAGCCACAACCUCAUAUCCAGCUUCCCUUGGAGUGACCUGCGUAACCUGAGCGCACUGCAGCUGCUCAAAAUGAACCACAACCGCUUAAGCUCGCUGCCGCGGGACGCUCUGGGCGCGCUGCCGGAUCUGCGCUCCUUGCGCAUCAACAACAACAGGUUGCGUACAUUGGCUCCCGGGACUUUCGAUGCUCUAAGCGCACUGUCCCAUCUGCAGCUCUAUCACAACCCCUUCCACUGUAGCUGCAGCCUUGUGUGGCUGCAGGCCUGGGCUGCCAGUACUCGGGUCUCGUUACCGGAGCCCGACUCCAUUGCGUGCGCCUCGCCUCCAGAGCUGCAAGGGGUGCCAAUCCACCGCCUGCCGGCCCUGUCCUGCGCACCGCCCACCGUGCGUUUGAGUACUGAGCCAUCGCCGGAGGAGCCAGGCAGCCCCCUGCGUGCAGGUCAGACGCUCGUACUAUACUGCAUGGCAGAAGGACACCCCACGCCCCGCUUGCAAUGGCAACUUCAGAUCCCGGGUGGCACUAUAGUGUUAGAGCCGCCGGUCCUCAGUGAAGAGAGCGACAGGGGUGUGGCUGACGAGGGGGAGGAGGAUGCAGAUGAGGACGGGCCAACACAGACUGAGGCCCCAACUCUGUCUCCAGCACCCGCCUGGCCCGCGCCUCCCGCAUCACCGCGCUUCCUGGCCCUCACAAACGGCUCCUUGUUGGUACCGAUCCUGGGCACCAAGGAGGCAGGCGUUUACACAUGCCGUGCCCACAAUGAGCUAGGCUCCAACUCCACUUCAGUUCGGGUGACAGUGGCGGCUGCCAGUCCCCCGAAGCACUCUCCUGGCUCUGGGGGAAAACCCGAUGGACAGACCCCUUCCUCUGAGCGCAAGUUCACCAAAGGCAGGGGGAACAGCGUUUUACCCUCCAAGACCGAGAGCAAAAUCAAAGGCCAAGGGCUGCCCCGUGUCAGCGUCCUCGAGGAGACCGAGGUGGAGCCAGAGGAGCAGCAUGGUGAAGGAAUUGAGGAAGACCCCCCUGCGGACGUGGAGGUGGAGCAGCGCUGCGGCCACGGGGAUCCCUCGCGGUACGUGUCCAACCACGCCUUCAACCAGAGUGCGGAGCUCAAGCCUCACGUCUUUGAGUUGGGUGUCAUUGCGCUGGACGUGGCGGAGCGCGAGGCGCGGGUACAACUAAUGCCGCUAGCUGCCCGCUGGGGCUCUGUACCCGGCAGCGGCGGAGAAGCCGGGCGUCCGGGGCGGCGUCCCGUGCGCCUGCUGUAUCUGUGCCCCGCGGGGGGCGGCGCAGCCGUGCAGUGGUCACGCGUGGAGGAGGGCGUCAACGCAUACUGGUUCCGCGGUCUGCAGCCUGGCACCAACUACUCCGUGUGUCUGGCGCUGGCUGGCGAGGGCUGCCACGUGCAAGUGGUGUUCGCCACUAAGAAGGAGUUGCCGUCUCUGCUGGUCAUCGUGGCGGUGAGCGUUUUUCUCUUGGUGCUGGCCACCGUGCCCCUGUUGGGCGCUGCCUGCUGCCAUCUGCUGGCCAAGCACCCGGGCAAGCCCUACCGUCUAAUCCUGCGGCCUCAGGCCCCCGACCCCAUGGAGAAGCGCAUGGCCGCAGACUUCGACCCACGUGCCUCCUACCUCGAGUCGGAGAAAAGCUACCGGGUGGGCGGUGAGACAGGCGAGGAGCCAGAGGAGCCCCCCGGGGAGGGCCUUGAUGAAGACGUGGAGCAGGGGGACCCAGGUGGGGACCUGCAGAGGGAGGAGAGCCUGGCAGCCUGCUCUCUGGUAGAGUCCCAGUCCAAGGCCAACCAGGAGGAGUUCGAGGCCGGCUCCGAAUACAGCGAUCGGCUGCCUCUGGGGGCCGAAGCGGUCAACCUCGCCCAGGAGAUUAAUGGCAACUACAGGCAGACAGCCGGCUGAGCCCUCUUUCCACCGGGUCGGCCCUCCCACCCCAGGUUUUGGGUCCCUGGGAGCUGAAGCCUAGGGCUGGCAAGGUUUAGGACGCCCCUCCCACUCCCGCUUCUUCCCUCAUACCACCCCAGCUGAGCACUGGACGCUGCUAGUGCGAAGUGGGCCGAUUUUACCAGUUCUCCAGCUGCUCGCCACUCUUUGUCCUUGUGAAUUGAAGUUCCCUCCCUGUAAAGCACCGUUCUUUGCUCCUCCCUCCCUAUAGAUAGGUCAGGCGAAACCCACGAUCUCCACUCCCCUCACAAUGGUUAUCUGCAAAAUUCACCCCACAGCCCAAUGCACUGGCCCAGGAACCAGAGGAAAUGCGAGAAGAUGCUAGAAACAUGGUAACUGUGGCUCCAGGGUCAGGUUCAGAUCUCUGGCAGAUGUCCCUAGUUUGGAGUGCUGUGGGGGUCCCAUCCUUUUUCGGUUGCACGUUCCAGAAACCAGGAUUCGGUGGCAACUCCCUAGUUUUUAGUUUUAAGGUUCCCUCCCGGCAGGGGACCUAACCUUUUUGUCUCCCUACCACCACUCUGUUCUGACCAGCUGGAGCCUAGCAGUGUGCCUGAGGCUCUUUCGGCUCUGCACUCUGAUUUUCAUAUUUUCGUUGUUUCCAAAGACAGAAACACUCCAGGUCUGGUGCUAACAUUCCCUUUCUGACCUCUGGGAAAAUGGGGUGGGGUGAGAGUUCAGGGGAGAGGGAAUCCGUUUUCUCUCGCCCUCUCUCCUAACUUGAAGCAUGGGGGAACCCCGGGCCCUUUUUAAGCGCAGGUGCGGGCUUGGCCCGAGGCCAAUUUCGUUAUGGGUGAGUUGAGGUUUCCAGAGAUCGGUGCACUCGACCGCUCCGUUUUCACUACUGCUCCUCACGCAGACCCCAGUUCCAGCAGUGCCCUAGGCAUAGGAAGCCAACCGUGCACUCCCGGGCCGGGUCUCUUGGGAGGGUUUGCGCCCUGUUUCGCACAAAGCCUGCGCGCGAGGGUGCUGGCGGGAUCCGCUGGAAGAACAACCCUCGGUGCUCGCGUCUCACCGCCCUGCCUCCUCCUUCUGCCGGAAUAGUAAUUACCGGGUGCGUGAUCCUAGACCGCGCGCUUUGUAGGAGAAAAGUCUGUGUCCUGUAAA
This is a messenger RNA of Condylura cristata (star-nosed mole), 3601 nucleotides long. RefSeq names its product immunoglobulin superfamily containing leucine-rich repeat 2 (gene ISLR2). Gene Ontology annotation, molecular function: protein binding. The transcript is spliced from 3 exons. Gene Ontology annotation, biological process: positive regulation of axon extension. NCBI's taxonomy places the organism in Eukaryota, Metazoa, Chordata, Mammalia, Eulipotyphla, Talpidae. Gene Ontology annotation, cellular component: cell surface. Bases 230 to 2455 code for a protein of 741 amino acids. The record is from RefSeq and is a predicted model, not a curated record.